Messenger RNA from Lotus japonicus, 2536 nucleotides. RefSeq names its product PX domain-containing protein EREX. The coding region runs from base 130 to 2349 and encodes 739 amino acids. Gene Ontology annotation, biological process: protein transport. NCBI's taxonomy places the organism in Eukaryota, Viridiplantae, Streptophyta, Magnoliopsida, Fabales, Fabaceae. Gene Ontology annotation, molecular function: phosphatidylinositol binding. The transcript has 9 exons. The record is from RefSeq and is a predicted model, not a curated record.
GACAAUGAUUUCAUUGGACUGUGUUUUUCUAUCCACGGCGGAGAAGGAAAGCGGUGGUAGGUGGCGACAGUUAUCAGUUACUGUUCUUCAACUUCAUCAUCAUCAUCAUCAUCAUCGGAGAAGAAGAAGAUGCAUGCGUAUGCACACGAUUUCUCUUCUCUAAGCUUAUUCGACAAUCUCAAUUUCCCUUAUCCUUCUUCUUCCUACGACGAUGAUCACGAAUUCCCGAACUCAUUCGAUGAUGGCCUUUCCCUUCCGAACGACACCGUUUCGGUCCACUGUCACGACGGAACCUCCCCUCUUCCCUUCGGCAUGGAUUGGAGUCCUCCUCCUCGCUACUGGAACGGUCGCAACACUGUUUGGCCUCAUCAUCCCCAUACCACUGAUGCUUGGUCUUUCUCUGUAACGCUUCCUUCCUGGCUCACUGUUCCUCAAUCCAAUCCUUCUUCUGAUCCUGUUGUGUUUUACAGGGUUCAAGUUGGUAUAAGAUCCCCGGAAGCUAUCACCACUACCCGUAUCAUUUUGCGCAGAUUUAGUGAUUUCCUCAAUUUGUUCACUGAUCUGAAAAAAGAAUUCCCCAUGAAAAGUCUGCCUCCACCUCCACCAAGAAAGAUUUUGAGGAUUAAAAGCCAUACUCUUUUGGAAGAGCGCCGGUGCUUAUUAGAGGAUUGGAUGGAAAAAUUGUUGUCAGACAUUGCUGUAUCAAGAAGUGCCCCAGUAGCGAUAUUUCUUGAGCUUGAAGCUGCUGCUAGGUCUUCAUUUCAUGAUGUGAAUCAGCAUGUUUCGGAUGAAACUGCUGCUACUGACACUGCAACAUCUCUUAUGCUGCGAGAUAACUUGCAUAGCUCUAUGAAAGCUCAUAGUUCGUCUGCUGCGUCCGUUUCUGGUGAUGAUACCCCUUAUGAGGUUUCUGAGCUGGGAACACCGAGGCAUGGAAAAGAUAAACGUUCUGAUCGAUUCAUGGCAAAUUUCACAUCUAAACGUGACUUUAUUAAUCCAUCUGAAACAACUGCUGAGCAUGCCACAUCCAACAGCAAUGAUUUUAGUUAUGAGGAUAAUCGUACAGACGAAAUCACUAAGAAUACUUCUGAUGCUGUAGCUUUUUGUCUAGAUGGAACUAGGUUUACACCAGCUAUACAAGAUUAUACCAAUGCUCAUGUCAGGAAACUGUCAAUGGAAAGUAGUGGAAGUGACUUAAGUUCUGUGAGGAAUACUGAAACAUCAAAUUCAACUUUGAACACUUUUCCUCAGAACAUUUCACAUGACCUUUCUGGGAGCCAUGAAUCCUCCAGAAACUCAGAUCUAUUGAUGGCUUUUCCAUUGGAUGAGCGACAUAAGCUGAACAGAAUUCUUAAUACCCAUAAGCAGAGAGUAGCCACAGCUAAAACAGAUGUAGAGGAUCUUAUAGCAAGAUUGAAUCAAGAAAUGGCUACAAAACGAUAUCUUGUGACAAAGGUCAAAGAUUUGGAAGUUGAACUUGAAACUACCCGAUUGAAUUGCAGAGAAAACAUGCAGCAGGCUGUUUUAACCGAAAAGGAAAGGUUUACACAAAUGCAGUGGGAUAUGGAGGAACUUCGGAGGAAGUGCCUGGAGACAGAAAUGAAAUUAAAGAUUGAAGAGGAUGAAAAGCUGCUAGCAGAAUCAACAAAAGCAUCCAUCAUUCAUGAGAAGCAAGUGUUGCAGCAAGAGCUAGAUGUGACUACAGAACAACUUAAGAACCUGCAGAAACAUCAUGAUGAGUUUGAGAUGAAAUCAAAGACAGAUACAAAGUUGCUAAUAAAGGAGGUAAAAUCCCUUAGAAGUUCUCAGUUAGAACUGAAGCAACAGCUCAGCGAAUUAAUGAAGGAGAAAAUAGAUGUAGAGAGAAUUCUCCAGAAGGAAAAGCAAAGAAUUGAAAUUUCACAUAAUGCUAAUGCAAAGUUGCUGCAUGAGUGUGCAAUCCUUCAGAAGAGACUUCAGGAGUGCAGUGUAAAUUUCCUCGUGGAAGAGGAAGAUAAACUAAAUGUUGACACUUCUCCAUCCGAUGCUUUGGAUUUAUUAGCAACAUCAGAUAACCGGAUUGGUCUCUUGCUUGCGGAGGCACAGCUGUUAGCACAAGAUGUAGAAAAUGCUGUUGUUGCUAUGGAAGAGGCACGUGAUGUAACUACAGAUGAUACGGGGAAAACUAGCAAUGAAUUGAGGACGAUGCUGGCGAAUAUGUUUGUAGACAAUGCCAGUUUAAGGAAACAAAUCAAUGCUGUUCUUCGAUGUUCUCUAAAUGCCAAUAUCAAAUAUGAGGAAGACAAGGAGGAAGAGGAAGACGAAGUCCAUUUGCAAAAAACUGUUCUAAGCAAGUUUUUCGAAAGAUGACAUGUUCAAUACUACACGCAUGCACUCUAUAUCUAUUACUGAGUUAUUUCUGUUAAUGUUGUCCCUGUAUCUUGCACCAGUAUGAUUUCACUGCCAGAAUAGCAUUCUUUGCGAACAGUAACCGAGCUUAAUCAUAAAACCAAUCAUCAAAUUUAAUGAACAACCAUGCCCUGUUUGGUUCUAUAAA